UGUCAUUGUAGUACGUCCGGUAUAUGCGUCUCGGAUGUUGUGAUUGUGUAGUUUAUCUUGUUGUUACACCGACUAUAUCUUCCCCCUUUUUCAUAUUGAUCAGCAUAUGUAUAGAGUAUAAUGCAACAUUUUCCUGAGGAAUUGGUUUUAUUCAACUGUAAAUAUCUAUUAUUUGCAUAUGUACGUACCCAUACACUCUGGCUGAUAUUUACCUAAUAUAUGAAUCAUGAGUCAUGUGAAGGAUUCAUAGGAUUUCAUGAUCUGUAGGUGUUUACUGAUCCCAAUCAUUAUAGUUACAUGGAAACUAAGUGCUGAAAUGCCGGGAUAGUAACCCAAUCCCAGCUAGCGCGAGUUUAGUAUUUAACCUUGCAUCGUGUUCAAGCUAAACAUUACAUUUCCAUACCUUCUACACCGCAGUUUCCCAGGCACCAAAGUAUAAUGGCUUUCAAGACUGCAAUUUUGGUUAUCGUUCUAGCGGCUCUUUCGCCAAGCCUCUAUGACUUAGCACAGAAGUUAUUGUUGAUGUACAACAACGCGCCGGGGCGGUUUUUAAAUAUAAAUAACCUCAAGUCCUCUGAGAUAAAGUUUUCAGACACCAUUAGAAGCUGUGAAGAUGCCCUACUGGUCGAAUCUAAAGGCCUUGCUAUUGUUGCUUGCGACUCUGGGCGGGAGGUGUGGAAUGCGGUAAUGGGAAUCUUCAUCCCCGGGCCAACAACCAAUGCCGAGAUCUAUGCCUACAACUAUGGCAGUCCUGGCAUCCCUGACUCUGAAUCAUUGACUCGUUUUGAGAUCCUGGGAUACGAGCCUGGUGCAGAUUUUCAUACAUUAGGUAUGGCUUACGACGAAGACACUUCUACUCUCUUUGUUACAAACCAUCGUAAAGAGGGCAGGACCAUUGAGUUGUUCAACUUGGAUCUUGAUGCAUUCACGGCUAGGCAUUUUCGAACAAUCCGGCAUCCUCUUUUCCGCAAUCCAAAUUCGAUAGCUCUGCUCAAUAGCCAAGAGUUUCUCGUUACAAAUGAUCACCACUUCCUCAUGGAAGAUUCUCGCUUCCUUUCCACAGUGGAGACCCAGCUAGGUCUCCCUCUUGCUACUGUCUUACACGUCGACAUAUCACCCCUUUUAGAGGAUCCCGCUACGCCUGCCAAGGCCAAUAUUGUUGCUCGUCUCCCUUUCCCCAACGGUAUCGAGAUCGUAAAUGAAACCACUGUGGCCAUAGCCUCAACUACCAGCACGGCAGUAUAUUUUUACACUAUUACGAAAUCCAAGUCAAUUAACGCGACUUCGCCUACACUUACUUAUAAAUCCAAAGUCAAGUUCCCUUUUUGGGUUGACAAUAUUCAAAUCUCGGAAAACGGGACCCUAUUUGCUGCCGGUCAUCCCCAUCCCCCGACACUAAGUAAAUAUGCUUUUUCCCGCCACAAUUGCGGCUCGCCUGAGAUACUGGCUGCCGCCGAUCCCUCAUUCCAAGAGUACUGUAGAAUGGCCCAGACAUUUUCCGGAGUCUCUAAGUGGACUGAGUCAGGAGGUGUUGAGCAUAUCUAUUUUAGCGACGAGUAUCCUACUAGUUCUACAGCAGUGUUCGACUCUAAGAGGAAAGUCGGAAUAAUCACAGGUUUAUAUGCUAAUGGGAUACUCGUCUGGAGGGAAUGAGGUGGCCUAUACCAUUUAUUGUAUCUUGACGAGAUACUAAGUCUAGUUGAAAGGUUGGUUUAUUCUUGAGUUCUGAGUUUUUAGGGAAUAU
This is a messenger RNA of Daldinia decipiens, 1744 nucleotides long. Its product is annotated as calcium-dependent phosphotriesterase. Lineage: Eukaryota; Fungi; Ascomycota; Sordariomycetes; Xylariales; Hypoxylaceae. The transcript has 4 exons. The coding region runs from base 439 to 1653 and encodes 404 amino acids. The record is from RefSeq and is a predicted model, not a curated record.